Bursaphelenchus xylophilus (pine wood nematode) is the source of this 1878-nucleotide messenger RNA. The record is from the annotation of a GenBank genome assembly. NCBI's taxonomy places the organism in Eukaryota, Metazoa, Nematoda, Chromadorea, Rhabditida, Aphelenchoididae.
AUGCGGCCCAGGCCAGGUCGGCCAUGUAUAAUCGCUGACUGGAUCAGACUCGAGGGUGUUGUGGACCAAAUCAGCCAUGCGCUGGGUCCACCCCUCUGCCUCGAGGCCCUCAGGUAAUUGAGUCCCCUCACGUGAAAACACCUCCGGCAAAUAAUUCAUGCACCAGGAAAUCUGAAGCCGAAGCUUCCAGAAGGGGCACGGAUUACACUUAGGGAUGUAGAGUAAACUUGGGGAUUAAGAGUUUCAAACAGGCAGAAACGGGGCAGAUUGGGACGGCAUGCAUUAUUCAAAUAUCGAGAGUAUACACCUUUCUAUGGGGACCUCUAAUCCGAUUUGUUUCGUCUAGAGUCAUAAUCUUCCCAAUUCGUUAUAAUAAUUGAUUACGUCUCCAAUCGCAUCAACGAAGACGUAUAAAAUAAUAAACCGCUUAAGGAUGCUCUUCAAAGUACUAAAAGAACUGUAAAUUCAUUUACAAAAGCGAGAUGACAGCGUUCCGUGAACAUAAAGCUAAUUAAAGUAAUCAGAUUUCGGAUUCAAAGCGGCGCAAUACCUGUGUUAUUUAACGGCAAAAACAGAAACAAAAUGCAUUACUCUAAUGGAUGACACAACUAGGGCAAGCUCCUGCUCACAAUCUCGUAUUUAUUAGGGUGGUCCAAAAGUCUUUUCGUUUUUUUUGUUAAAACUUUAAACAUAAUUUUACAACAAACGAAAACUAGUUAAGUUUCGAAGUAAAGGCCGUUUGAAUCUAUGGCUUGAACCCAUCUAUCGGCAAGUUGUGCGAUCCCGCUGCGGUACCGCUCCUUGUUCAUAGAGGCGAAAAACUCGCGGCACCCGUUUUCGACAUCGUCCAGAUCAUUGAGGCUACGACCACGCAGAAAGUGUGCCAUGGAGCGAAAAAGGUGAUAGUCGUGUGACACAAUGUGCAGACUAUUCGCUGGAUCUGGAAGAAGUUCAAUGGCGUCGAGAGUUUUGGUUUUUUCCUUCGUUUGUUUGGCGGUGCGAGGUUUUGCGUUGCCUUGUUGCAGGGGUACGCGGGUUUGAUUGAUCAAAGCGGGAUAUUUUUUGCCAAUCGCUGCAUACAUUCGAUCGAGUGGAGUGUAGUAGAGGUCUGCGUCGCUAGUCCGACCAUUUGGCACGAAGUCGAAGUGAAUUACGCCUUCAAAAUUGCUUUUUAAGACGUCUUGCCCUCGAGGUCCGUGUCGCCGUCGUUGAAUCGUUUGAACCAAUCGCGCAGUACGAUCUGAGACCACAUUGUAGCCUUCAACUUCGCUUAUCUUCUUUGCUGCUGCAGUUGCGUUGAAGCCUUGUUUUCGGUAAUAACGUAAAAAAACACGAAUUUCGGAUUUUUCCAUGUUUUUUCUACAGCUUAAAAGAUUUUAAAUAAAAGACCAAUUAAAAUUUUUAAAGGACCACAAAAGGUAUUUUUUGAACCGAAAUUUGCUCGGCUAAAAAAUUGACUAUCAGGGAUUUUCGCGUCGAGAAAAUUCCGAAGAACAAAUGUUCUCGAUUUUUUUCGGAUAAGGAGAUUUCCGGAGUUUUUGUUCUGACCUCCCUGCAGGCAUUCCUGGACAUCGGCUGGCAAUGUGAUUCGAUAAAAUGGAGGAUCAUCCCUGAUUCUGCAGUCUCAAUUUGGACCUCCACCUCGAAAAGUAAGUUAAUAUUUUAGUGUUUUUGGCUAUUUUAGGUAAUUUUUAAGGCGGUGAAGCACGAAAAUGAGUUUAGUUCCAAAAUUAGCCACCCAGGAGUGCUGGUGGUCGAGUUUUUGGGAACAUCGAGUCAAAAAUUUGGACCAGGAUACCUAGUAUAAUAUCGUUUUUUCCAGGUAUUGAAUCCAGAUGCAGCCAGACGGCUCAAAGUUGCGCUACGAGGGCACACUAA